AUGACAGUCGAGCAAUUUCUAGCAGACAUCAACCGCACAUUCACUGGCCCUCAAGACGACCAAAAAUUUCAAACUUUAACGCGCUUGCUCUGCGUUGACCCCACCGAGAACCGAUACGUCACGAGCAUCUACAACAACACGGCCGCGUCGUCGCACGUUUCAUCUAGCAUUCACACCGAGUACGAUGCAGACUGGCCCGCUUUCGGCUCGGUUGUCUCGAGCUUCAUCCGCCUUUGCCAGUUAUGUGAUCCGUGGUCUGCUUUAAGGUCGUUUGACUUGUACACCACUUACUUGAACGACUUGUCUAUUGCUUUCAACAACAAUAACUUCGGGUGGCUUCUAUCUGGAGUGAUCAAAUCUACUAUUGGAAUGGUGCUUCCGUGGGCGUUGAGGUUGGACCGACUGAUGUUCCAGCGGGAGCAAGGCGGCAGGUACAGAUUGGGGUUCAUGGCGUCUGUGCUUUUGAAAAUCUUCAACAAUAUCAGAGUCAACGAUACAAACAAGUACAAAAAGAGCAUCAUGUUGUACUUGGGGAACAAAUUAUGCUACAUCUAUUGGAAGUUGGAUAACCCCUUGCUAUGUCGGAACAUAUUCAGCAAUAUGAACAAUACAAGUUUGAAAAUUGACGAUUUCCCCCGUGGCGAGCAAUUGAAAUAUAGGUUCUAUCUCGCCAAGUACUAUUUCAUCAAGUACGAGUUGAUUGAGUGUUUCCGACACUUGCUGUGGUGCUUGGUCAACACGCUGAGCGCCAAGAACCAGAAGUUGGUGAUUGAGCUUUUGCUCCCCGUGAGCUUGGUGCUUGGAAAGAAGCCCAACUUCGGGAGUUUGCAGCAGCAAGUGCACGACGCGAGCGUGCAUGAGGCGUUGCACAUUUACAGCGAGUUGUUCCGAGUCGUGGCGCGCGGCGACCACCAGAGCUUCACGUUGUUGCUUGAGCGGAAUCACCACUAUCUAAAGAGAAACAACGCGUUGCUUUUGAUGAACCGAGUCGAGAUUUUGUUGUACAGAAAUUUGGUGCGGCAUGUGUGGAGGAUUUUGGGCCAACCUUUGAGCGUUGCCAUCGAUGUGGUGCCCACUCUCGAGAGCGAUUCGCUUUUCAAGGAGAACUUAUUUGUGAGUCUUAUCGAUUCAAAUAUGAUCAAGGGGAAAUUGACAACCAAGGGGGUGUUAGUCUUGAGCAAGACGGAUACCUUCCCCGAUGUCUUUGACAUUUACACAAAGAGAUUCGGCACUCGAAAUGGACAAGCUAAUGACUGGAUGUAG
Lodderomyces beijingensis is the source of this 1263-nucleotide messenger RNA. The record is from the annotation of a GenBank genome assembly. Lineage: Eukaryota; Fungi; Ascomycota; Pichiomycetes; Serinales; Debaryomycetaceae.